AACAAGGAACGCUCUGGUUGGAAACAUUUUGUGUAAAUGCAUUGUAAAUAUUUAAAAAUUACGUUCGCUGUUCUGGGAGGCUAUUCACAGUAUUGACGAUGGAUAGUAGGCCAUUCCAUCAAUUGACCUUGAGCGAGCUGCGUGCCCCAAUUGCUGCAUAUGGUCUGACUGUCGUGGCGACACUAUUGUACAUUGUGAGUACGGCGACGAACAACUGGAUCGAAGGAGUUAUUAGUGCGCAAGGUGUACGAUACGGUUUAUGGAAGGGUUGCGCAAUUCCUCUUUUUGGAUAUCAGAUUUUUGAAGAUAUCUGUGGGAGCCUGUUCCCAGUUUCGGCCUUUGUACACAUUACCCGUCUAUGCAUGGUAACCGCCUGUAUCGCUGGCUGUGUUACGCUUAUUAUUCCACCAUUGGCAUAUUCCGGUAAAAUACCACAGGUAGGGAGGGCCGAGAUCAGGAAAGCCUCUCACGUUGUCCUCGUAGCAGCUUCAUUGGUGGUUAUUGGUACUAUGACAUAUGUGAUUGGCAGCGCUGUCGACAGUAUUUUUAUUAUUUAUAAGUUAGGAUAUUCCAUUAUACUCGGGUGGAUCUCGGCAGCAAUGGCCUACGUAGGCGGUGCCAUACUGGAGUCGCAGUUCAAGGACCAAGCUUCAGCUCCCGUCUUCGUCAUGUCUCAACAAAAUAGAGUUGCCUGUCACCCUACGACUGGUGAGCCUCCAUGCGAAACGAACCCCUUUCCGGGCGGCGCUCCGUACAACAUGGCAGAACAUGCUAGUCAUUCGGGUGCACCGCCCGCUUAUCCCGGCGCUGUACCCGAUUCGGUCGUCAAUUUCAAUGUAGCACAAGCCUCGGCUAGUCGACAGAAGCAGGAACACUACUGA
Saccoglossus kowalevskii is the source of this 881-nucleotide messenger RNA. Its product is annotated as claudin-7-like. The record is from RefSeq and is a predicted model, not a curated record. NCBI's taxonomy places the organism in Eukaryota, Metazoa, Hemichordata, Enteropneusta, Harrimaniidae.